This is a messenger RNA of Phyllotreta striolata, 3209 nucleotides long. NCBI's taxonomy places the organism in Eukaryota, Metazoa, Arthropoda, Insecta, Coleoptera, Chrysomelidae. The record is from the annotation of a GenBank genome assembly.
CUUUUUUCACCCAUUCAUCGUUUUGUUAUUGUAUCUAACCAGUGGGCCGAUUUUAAUUUUAGAGCGCAAUCCACGAUAAUUACUGAUUAACUACUUCCCUACUUUCUUCGGCGGUAUCAGCGUACUAUUUACACCGCAAUGGCGUUGAAAAACCAAGUCGGGCAAAAAAUAAUGAACGAGGUGAUAAAACAUAAACCCUCGAAGAAGAACGGACCUGCUGUUACGCAGCCACAUAAUGCGGCCGGUGUUGACUGGAGAAUCCUGGUGGUCGAUCAACUGGCAAUGAGAAUGGUAUCGGCUUGCUGUAAAAUGCACGACAUAUCUGCCGAGGGUAUUACAUUGGUUGAAGAUAUAAUGAAGAAGAGGGAGCCUCUCGCUACGAUGGAAGCUGUGUACUUGAUCACACCUUCCGAAAAGUCUGUUCAUGCUCUCAUGAACGAUUUCGAGUCUCCGAGGCCUAUGUAUAGAGGAGCACACGUAUUUUUCACAGAAGCAUGCCCAGACGAAUUAUUUAACAAAUUAAGUAAGAGUCAUGCAGCAAAAUAUAUAAAAACGUUAAAAGAAAUCAACAUAGCAUUUAUUCCGACAGAGUCACAGGUAUUUUCUUUAGAUUCCCCUGACACUUUCCAAUGUAGUUACGAUCCUUCCUUUGCUGCCGCACGAAACGCGAAUAUGGAAAGAAUGGCCGAACAGAUUGCAACGUUGUGCGCCACUUUGGGGGAAUACCCGCACGUCCGAUAUAGGAGCGAUUGGGAACGUAACGUAGAGUUGGCGCAAUUGAUUCAGCAGAAAUUGGACGCUUACAAAGCCGACGAGCCGACCAUGGGCGAAGGACCGGAGAAAGCCAGAUCGCAAUUGCUGAUCUUAGAUCGAGGCUUCGAUUGCGUUUCGCCGCUACUGCACGAACUGACGUUUCAAGCGAUGGCCUACGAUUUGCUUCCGAUCGAAAAUGACGUGUACAAAUACGAAGCUUCCGCCGGGGUGCAGAAGGAGGUGCUCUUGGACGAAAACGACGAGCUGUGGGUGGAAUUGCGCCAUCAACACAUCGCCGUCGUGUCUCAAAGCGUCACCAAGAAUUUGAAAAAGUUCACCGAUUCCAAACGUAUGACCCAAAGUGAUAAACAAUCCAUGAAGGAUUUGUCCACUAUGAUCAAAAAGAUGCCGCAAUACCAGAAGGAAUUAUCGAAAUACGCCACUCACCUACAUCUCGCCGAAGACUGCAUGAAGGCUUACCAAGGGUAUAUCGAUAAGUUGUGCAAAGUUGAACAGGAUUUGGCAAUGGGUACAGAUGCAGAAGGGGAGAAAAUUAAAGAUCACAUGCGCAACAUCGUUCCGAUUCUUCUAGACACCAAAAUAACGAACGAAUACGAUAAGAUGCGCAUCAUAGCUUUAUACGCUAUGACCAAAAACGGUAUAACCGAGGAAAAUCUUACGAAGCUAGCUACACACGCGCAGAUUAAAGACAAACAAACUAUCGCUAACCUGCAGCUCUUGGGAGUUAACGUCAUUAACGAUGGUGGUCCUAGAAAAAAGCUGUACACCGUACCGCGCAAAGAGCGAAUUACAGAACAAACUUACCAGAUGUCGAGAUGGACACCGGUUAUUAAAGACAUCAUGGAGGAUUGCAUCGAGGACAAAUUGGAUCAGAAGCAUUUCCCCUAUCUAAGCGGACGGGCGCAAACCACCGGAUACCAUGCGGCACCCUCCAGUGCUCGAUAUGGCCAAUGGCACAAAGAUAGAGGCCAGCAGGCCGUGAAGAACGUCCCGCGUCUGCUGGUCUUCGUCGUCGGAGGGAUAAGUUUCUCGGAAAUUCGCUGCGCGUACGAGGUGACAAACGCCCAGAAGAAUUGGGAGGUCAUAAUCGGAUCGUCGCAUAUCCUUACACCAGAAGGUUUCCUCAGCGAUUUAGCGACGUUAGCCGGCUAGAAUCAGAUGAAAAAGGUUACUUUCAAUCUGCCCGAAUGAUACGAUUUUACUUUGUUGCCUUUUUACAGUAUUUUCUCCAUCAUCUUACAAGCAUGUUCUUUACAGUUAGAUUAAAAGAGUCGCUUUAAAUAUUCCUAAAAGAGUAAGGUGUUGUAAUGAUUGCAGAUGUAAACAGAGGUAUGUUUCCGGAGGAUAUUGUAAAAAGACAAAAAUGUUUGGCAGUUUUGUUUCAGUAGCAAUCAGCAAAUCAUGUAACCCAGUUGUAAAUUUUAUAAUAUUGGCUGUAAAAAUUUGUCUAACCGUUUCAACAAUUAUUGUUUCCGAUUCGGAUCGAAAUUUUUAGCAAUAAUGUAGGAUUUCACGCGUCGAAGGCGGGUUAAAACACGUUUAAUAUAUUAUCUAUUAUAAAGUAAAGAUUUAUUUAUAAAUAGGCGAAAGGUGAGCCUAUAGGCUUGCUAUUUUCUACUGUUCUAAAUUAAAAUGCACCAUCUGUUAUAAAGCUAUUGUAAAUUGAACCGCUACUUGAAUAAAAGGUAUUCUGUAACUAGUCAUAUCCAGUUGCGCAAACAUUUAAUGGCUUCUUAAUUGUAAGUGUUGAUAAUUCUGAAGUAGCUUUUGAAUGUCAUCAGACUGUGCAAUUGGUUUACUAAUUAUGUAUUUUAGAAGAAACUUAAAAUAAUCCGUUGAAGUUGCAACUUACAACGUGGAUGUUAUUUGUAUAGAUAUCUUUGUGAUUCAAACUUUAAUAGUCGAUGGAAGAGAAAUUUAACUGAUACAAGUAGAUGAUUUAGUUCCCGAUGAAAUAAGAUCUAUGUUGUAUUUUAGAUUAGAUAAAUUGUAUUUUUAAAAUAUCCACUAAUGUGUAAAAUUAUUAUAUAGACAACUUGAAUUAACAGCUUCGUUGUGAACUAUCCAUUUGUUUGUGUUCUAUAAAUGCAUUCCGGGGCUUUUGUGUUGUUUUAAUAAAAGUAGUACGAUCACAUCAAACUGACUGAAAUUUUUUUAGCGUUAUACUUAAAGUCUUGCUAGGUAUAUUUUUGUUUCUUCUAGUUUUUGUUUUUUUAUAUUUAAUGUUUUUUAAUUCUAUCAUAAGUUAAAUCGUUUUCAAACUAAUUUUACUAAAAAGCUAUUCAUUUCUAUGAAUAGCUGUGUUCGUUCCCAUCUGGUUAGCUUAUGUGGCUGUUAUUGAAAUAGAGUAUUGUAUCUAAAUGUAUGUUCUAGUUAUUUUCCUUUAAAAUAUAAUAUAUCAUGUCAAUUGCAAAUGUUAAUAAAUAUUAGCGAAC